AUGAUAUUUUUAAAGUUAAAAUUACUGUUCACUUUUAUUUUAGUUAAUGACGUUGUGUCUUAUGCACAGCCACUAGCUGACGAAUCUAAAGUUCUGAGCAAAUUGCUUCCGCCAGUUCCAAGCUUUGCAGAAAUCGCAAAUAAGCAUGGCUUCAAGUGUGAAGAAUACAACGUCACAACAUCAGAUGGUUAUAUUCUCCACCUUUUCCGAAUACCGGGUGAGGUGAAACGGCCAGUUUUUCUGAUGCACGGAGUCCUCGACACAGCAGAUGCUUUCAUCCUCAGGGAAGAAGAUUCUUUAGCGCUAACUUUAGCUCGCAAAGGUUACGACGUUUGGGCUGGGAACAACCGCGGUAACAGGUAUUCUCGUCACCAUGUCACUCUCAAUCCUAAUAAAGAUACCAGAUUCUGGAAUUACACUUUCCACGAAAUGGGCACUCGGGACCUACCAGCAAUGAUUGAUCUCGUGCUCGACAGAACUGGACAAUCGCAACUCAGCGCAGUGGCUCAUUCUGAAGGCACCACCAUAUUUUAUGUUCUUGGUGCGACCAAACCAGAGUACAAUAGUAAAAUAAAAGUAUUGGCCUCAUUAGCACCCAUAGCUCACCUUCAACACACACGAGGAAUCCUACCAUUUUUAAUACAGACAGCUCCUCAACUCAACAUCAUAUUAGAGGAUUUAAACUACCAAGAGGUGGUAGGUUUCAAUUCAAACAUUAGGGCUCUGAUUCGUUGGAUUUGUGAAGUACCUGGAACGGGAUACAGCUUGUGUUACGAAGGACUGAUUUCUCAACUAAUAGGUUUUGAUACUUUUGAACUUGGACCGAAAAUAUUUACAACAAUUAUAGAGCAUUACCCAGCAGGAACGUCUAAGAAAAAUUUGUUACAUUAUGCCCAAGUCGGAAGAAGGAAAUCAUUUGCUCAAUAUGACUACGGAAUCGGAAAUAUAAGGCAGUACGGAUCAAGGACGCCUCCAGAAUAUGACUUGAGUAAAGUUACGUUUGACAUAGGAUUAUACUUGGGAGCCAAUGACUUUGUGUCAACUAUUAAAGACGUCGACAUUAUCAAAAAGCAACUACCGAACGUUGUGGAUUAUCAGAUAUUGGCUUAUCCUUUGUGGAAUCAUUUUGAUCAUUUGUAUGCAAAAGAUUUGCCAAAAUAUUUAUUAAGGCAUGUCUUGAAAUUACUGCGAAAUUAUUAA
Messenger RNA from Amyelois transitella, 1200 nucleotides. RefSeq names its product lipase 1. Gene Ontology annotation, biological process: lipid metabolic process. Lineage: Eukaryota; Metazoa; Arthropoda; Insecta; Lepidoptera; Pyralidae. Gene Ontology annotation, molecular function: hydrolase activity, acting on ester bonds. The coding region runs from base 1 to 1200 and encodes 399 amino acids. The record is from RefSeq and is a predicted model, not a curated record. The transcript has a single exon.